Messenger RNA from Nerophis lumbriciformis (worm pipefish), 7627 nucleotides. It is a transcript of the gene wdr7, whose product is annotated as WD repeat domain 7. Lineage: Eukaryota; Metazoa; Chordata; Actinopteri; Syngnathiformes; Syngnathidae. Gene Ontology annotation, cellular component: cytoplasm. The record is from RefSeq and is a predicted model, not a curated record. Gene Ontology annotation, molecular function: protein binding.
UUCGCUGUGGCGUGAUCAGAUGACACGGUCACGCGUAGGUUGCCGGAGCUAAAAAAAACAGCAAAACAAACCAAACGUGCAAUAGUUUGGCUUUUAAAAUAAUCACCGCGGGACACCUUUACUCCACCACGCUCAGCCCGAAGGACAUGUCCCAGUGAGCAGUCGUUUCUGACAAAUCACCAGAAUGUCAGGGAACAAUCUGGUUCUACCCAUUGUUUUAUGGGGCCGCACGGCUCCCACACACUGCAUCAGCAGCCUGCUGGUGAUGGACAACUUCAACACCAUUAUCACUGGCUGCCAUGAUGGACAGAUCUGCCUGUGGGACAUGACGCCCGAGCUGGAGAUUUGUCCCAGGGCCAUGCUGUUUGGGCACACGGCCUCCAUCACCUGUCUGUCCAAAGCCAGCGCCUGCAGCGAUAAGCAGUACAUUGUCAGCGCAUCAGAGAGCGGUGAGAUGUGUUUGUGGGAUGUCAAUGAUGGUCGCUGCAUUGAAUUCACCAAACUUGCUUGCGCUCACACUGGAAUACAGUUCUAUCAGUUCACCAUCGGCACUCAGCGAGAGGGUCGUCUGCUCUGUCACGGCCAUUACCCGGAGAUUCUCGUGGUGGACGCCACAAGCCUGGAAGUUCUCUAUUCGCUGGUGUCCAAGAUCUCCCCUGACUGGAUCAGCUCCAUGAGCAUUAUCCGAUCGCACCGCACACAAGAGGACACGGUCGUGGCGGUGUCAGUGACGGGGAUCCUAAAAGUCUGGAUCAUCACGGCUGAAGUUGACAGAAUGCAGGACCUGGAUCCAGUUUUUGAAGAGGAGUCCAAACCUAUCUACUGUCAGGGCUGCCAGAGUAUUUCCUUCUGUACGUUCACUCAGAGCAGCCUGUUGGUGGUUUGCUCCAAGUUCUGGAGAGUUUUUGACGCAGGCGAUUAUUCGUUGCUGUGCUCUGUGCCUAUUGACAAUGACAAGGCCUGGGCUGGAGGAGAGUUCAUUGCAGCAGACAAAGUCAUCAUCUGGACUGAGGAUGGUUGCAGUUACAUCUACAACCUACCUGCCAGUUGUCUUCCUGCAAGUGUACAUUUCCGAAGUGAUGUUGGGAAAAAAGAAGGCUCAAUACCGCCGCUGAUCUACAGCAUGGAGAACCUAACCGACAAACAGCUCCUCAUCUGUCCUCCUGUGACUCGCUUCUUUUUUGGUCGACGAGAGCCCUUCCACAAGCUGCUUAUUCAGGGAGAUUCCGCAGGCAAACUGUCACUGUGGAACAUCCCAGAUGCCUCGCCUCCACAGCAACUGUCCACUCCUGCAGACCUGCAGGUGUCAUUCACCAUCAGUCUGCAAGCGGCAUUUGAUAAGUUGACUCCGACGUCUUCUGGAAUCAUUGACCAGCUAAGUGUCUUGCCUGGCAAGGAGGAACCCAUUAAGGUGACAGCCAGCGUCUACAUCCCCUCCCAGGGUCGACUGGUGUGCGGAAGAGAAGAUGGCAGCAUCAUUCUGGUUCCUGCUACUCAGACCGCAAUCGUUCAGUUGCUUCAGGGAGAACACAUGCUUAGAAGAGGAUGGCCACCGCACCGCACACUGCGAGGUCACAGGAACAAGGUGACAUGCGUCCUGUAUCCGUACCAGGUCUCUCCUCGGUACGACCAGCGCUCUCUGGUGUCCGGAGGGGUGGACUUCUCUGUCAUCGUCUGGGAUAUUUUCACUGGAGAGAUGAAGCACAUUUUCUGCGUUCACGGAGGAGAGAUCACCCAGCUCAUUGUCCCACCAGAAAACUGCAGCACUCGAGUGCAGCACUGCGUCUGCUCUGUGGCCAGUGACCACUCUGUUGGCCUGCUCAGUCUCCGGGAAAGGAAGUGCAUUAUGUUAGCAUCGCGCCAUCUCUUCCCGAUCCAAGUUAUCAAAUGGCGUCCAGCAGACGACUACCUGGUGGUUGGAUGCUCUGAUGGCUCUGUUUACGUCUGGCAGAUGGAUACAGGGGCCUUGGACCGUUGUGUGAUGGGUAUAACUGCUGUAGAGAUACUUAACGCCUGUGAUGAGCUGGCUCCAGCCACUGUGGACACCUUAAGCCACUCAGCAGUGAACCUAAAGCAGGCCAUGACUCGCCGGAGCCUGGCGGCACUGAAGAACAUGGCUCAGCACAAACUGCAAACACUUGCCACCAACCUGCUGGCAGCUGACAACGCUGACAAGGGCAACCUGCCAAAAUACUCCCACAAUGCACUGGUAGUCCAGGCAAUGAAGACCAACCUCACAGACCCCGACAUGCAUGUGCUGUUCUUUGACGUGGAAGCGGUGAUCAUCCAGCUGCUGACAGAAGAAGCUCAGAGACCAAACCCUAUGCUGGUGUCCCCUGAGACCUUGCAGAAGAGCCAGGCCGGGGCUGACAAGGGAGGCUCUUUCUUGGCCAACAAGAUUUUCAAGCAGGUUAAGGAGACGAUGAAGGAGACGAUCAAAGAGCACCUGCUGGACGAAGAUGAGGAAGAGGAGGAGGAAAUGAGGAGGCGUGAGGAGAAGUCAAAGUCACUGAGUCUCCUGGAGUACAAUCUGACAAUGGACACGGCCAAACUCUUCAUGUCCUGCCUGCACGCCUGGGGCCUCAACGAGCACCUGGACGGCAUCUGUCUGGAGCGACUGGGCAUGCUCAGACCGCACUGCCCCAUCUCCUUCGGCCUGAUCUCCAGGGGAGGUCACAUGUCCCUCAUGCUGCCUACCUUUAAGGAGUCUCUACUGCGACAGUUGUCCUUUGCAACAGGCCGGAAGCUGACCCUUUCAGACAUCGUUGGCAAGGGGACUUACGGCGUGUCAAGGGCGGUUACCACGCAACACCUCCUGUCCGUCAUCUCUCUGGCCAACACUCUGAUGGGCAUGACCAACGCCACCUUUGUCGGGGAGCACAUGAAGAAGGCACCAGCAAGGCCUCCCAGACCAGGAGGAACCCCGGAGUCUCCUCGUAGGACGCCGGCCACUCCCCCUCAGCCCUCCAACCCAGCAGUACAAGCCCAGAUCAAACAAGGUUGGAGCCAGCUGGCAGCAAUGCACUGUGUUAUGCUCCCUGACCUUCUGGGCCUAGAUAAGUUCCGACCCCCUUUACUAGAGAUGCUGGCAAGGAGAUGGCAGGACCGUUGUCUGGAGGUACGGGAAGCAUCCCAAGCUUUACUGUUGGCUGAGUUGAGAAGGAUCGGUCAAUCGGGGCGUAAGGACACUAUUGAUAUGUGGGCUCCUUAUCUUCCUCAAUAUGUGGACACAGUCAGCUCCCCUGGGACAGCCACUGAACCCUCAACUCCAGCCCUUCCCCCUGCUGAAGCUCAACCACCGGAGGCCAAGGCUCCCGAGGAGGAAAUGGACGUCACGGAUGAUGACAUCACUGCAGGCUGUCUCUCUAACCUUCCACCAAAUGCCAAGAAGAUUUCCAAUUCGUAUGAGGAGCGCCGGAAACAAGCCACUGCCAUUGUGCUUCUGGGGGUCAUUGGGGCCGAGUUUGGGGCUGAGAUUGAACCACCGAAGGGUGCAGCACGGACUCGAGCCGGAGGGCAGGUCCCUGAAGGCUUUGGACCAACAAGCGGUGGAUCUUCAAACUACUCCCUGGCCAGACACACAUGCAAGGCUCUGACCUUCCUGUUGCUGCAGCCGCCGAGCCCAAAGCUGCCGCCCCACAGCACCAUCCGCCGCACUGCCAUCGAUCUGAUCGGCCGAGGAUUUACCGUGUGGGAGCCGUACAUGGACGUGUCGGCAGUGCUCAUGGGACUGCUGGAGCUCUGUGCUGAUGCUGAAAAGCAGCUGGCCAAUAUCACCAUGGGUUUGCCACUCAACCCGCCGGCAGAUUCAGCUCGCUCCGCCCGACAUGCCCUCUCUCUUAUCGCAACCGCCCGGCCCCCUGCCUUCAUCACCACCAUUGCAAGAGAGGUGCAUCGUUUCAAUGCCGCCCAGGCGAAUUCUCAGUCGCAGCAGAACGUUCACACCACCACUCUGGCUCGAGCCAAGACUGAAAUACUGAGAGUGAUUGACAUCCUGGUCGAGAAGAUGCCUGGAGAUGUUGUAGACUUGCUUGUUGAGGUGAUGGAUAUCAUCAUGUACUGUAUUGAAGGUUCUCUGGUGAAGAAGAAAGGACUUCAAGAGUGUUUUCCUGCUAUCUGCAAGUUCUACAUGGUUGGUUACUGUGACCGCAGUCACCGGAUUGCUGUCGGAGCUCGCCAAGGUUCUGUGGCCCUCUAUGAUGUUCGCACUGGAAAAUGCCAGAAUAUCCACGGUCACAAGGGUCCAAUCACAGCGGUGUCAUUCGCCCCUGAUGGCCGUUACCUAGCAACGUACUCCAACGCUGACAGCCACAUCUCAUUUUGGCAGAUGAACACCAGUCUGCUGGGCAGCAUUGGGAUGUUGAACUCGGCCCCCCAGCUGCGCUGCAUUAAGACCUACCAGGUCCCGCCGGUCCAACCGGCGUCCCCCGGAUCCCAGAACCACUUGAAACUGGCCCGCCUCAUUUGGACUUCCAACCGGAACGUCAUCCUGAUGGCUCACGACGGCAAGGAGCACCGCUUCAUGGUGUAAAAACCACACGGGUACUUUUACUUCACAACAUGGGUUAGUUAGUGUGACGGUCGACAACAACAAAAAACAUUUUAUUGGGGAACGAUCUAGAAUCUUGAAGACAGGAAGUAAGAACCCAUCCUUAGUAGGUUUACAUAUGUUUUAUCUCCCAAUUACUGAAUUUGUAAUAUAAGUUACAUUUAGUAUUAUGUAAUGUAGUUAUUUAUCUGGUCAUUCCAAAUUAUUAUUUGUUUUAGUUUUCACUUCAUUCCUAUUUAUUUGAUGCUCGCCCUUUAUUAUGAUGACACAAUAAGUUUGCGUAGCCAUGAAGAAUUUUACGACAGUAUUUUACUUUACUUUUAUUAUUGCUGGAAUAAAUGAUUUUUUUUUCUCCACGUUUGUGAGUGCGCCCCAUCAGGCUUACUUCCAUACUCACCCGAGUCAUCAGCCAUUCAUUCCCUGCCUCCGUGAGACUGAUCGGAUAAAGUGGUCAUCUUGUGACUUGAAAAUCGCAGUUUUAUUCUGAAAUAUUAAACGACGGAACUUCAGUUGCUUUUGGUUGCUAACUUACCGAACCCAGCGUAAAUAAGGCAACAUUACCAUUAAUCAACAUCCAAGUGCAUGCUACAAAACAUCGUCGGUUUCUUUCCGCAUUAAAGCAUCUUUAGAGUUGUAAAAACAGAGUAAGACUGCAAUAUUAAAAAAAUCUUUAGACCGCGGUACAUUAAAACCAAACAAGCACGUUAAUUGGUAGGAUGAGUUUCAGUCUGUUAAAUAUUGCUAGAUCUUGCACGGUGUUGUUGUUAAAGUCUCUCGGUAUGCUUGACUUCCUGUUGUAAUCACCGACAUUCCGUUUGAAUGCAACCACAGGUACUCAUUUAACUCCGAUUUAACAGUAAAAUCUCAUUUAUUAUUGAUAAGGAGCUACUUUGUCAGUAAUUAUUGCAUUUUACAAAGCAAAAUGGCUCUAUAGGGAGAACAGUUGGUUGUCAUAUUCAUGAUGUGGAACAUUUAUCAAAAUUAGUAGAGAUGUCCGAUAUUAUCGGCUGAUAAAUACUUUAAAAUGUAAUAUCGGAAAUGAACGAUAUCGGUUUCAAAAAGUAAAAUUUACGACUUUUUAAAACGCCGUUGUGUACACGGACGUAGGGAGAAGUACAGAGCGCCAACACUGCCUUUGCGUUCAGGCCCAGUCACAUAAUAUCUACGGCUUUUCACACACACAAGUGAAUGCAAGGCAUACUUCAUCAACAGCCAUACAGGUCACACUGAGUGUGGCCGCAUAAACAACUUUAAUACUGUUACAAAUAUGCGCCACACUGUGAACUGUUGCGUCGACCAGCUCUUCCUCCCAGGGAAUUAAAGUCACUGGUCAAUCUCAAGUUCUUUCGCUGACAUAUAUGCUGAGUAAGAAGGACCAUCAAGACAGAAUAGGAAUAUUAUCAAGUUUUACUAAAGCUUCAGGAGAACAGCCCAGACCAAUACAUUCAUACUGGCUUCUCAAGUUGUUCUAACACUCAAACGGAAGAGCCAACUUCUUGCACACGAAGAAAACCCCCACCUGUCCGGAAAGGAACGCAGCCUCAUUGUUCUACUACAGAUAAGACAAAAGGGAGUAUUCCAUCUCCUACAGUGCAAGCCCUCAAGGUAACACACACAGUUUACUUGCGGACAUAAAAGAAAAAAUAGAUAGAGUACAAAUGGAAAAACAUUAGCUGAUUUAAACAUGACUAUGAGUACAGAAAGAACUCUUAAACAUAUAUGCCCACCUCAACCUCCUAAUGCUCGCUCAGGGAGAGCAUGUCCCAAAUUCCAAGCUGCUGUUUUGAGGCAUGUUAAAAAAAAAUAAUGCACUUUGUUGGCUUUUUUUUUUUCCAUAAUUUGAGUUGAUUUAUUUUGGAAAACCUUGUUACAUUGUUUAAUGCAUCCAGCGGGGCAUCACAACAAAAUUAGGCAUAAUAAUGUGUUAAUUCCACGACUGUAUAUAUCGGUAUCGGUUGAUAUCGGAAUCGGUAAUUAAGAGUUGGACAAUAUCGGAAUAUCGGGAAAAAAAAGCCAUUAUCGGACAUCUCUAGCUUCAAUUUAUUAGCUUUAAUGAUGAGCAACCCGCACCAGAGUAAAAAGUGUGACAACCAAGUGUGUUUUCUCCCACUUUGAGUCAUCUUGCAGCGUACAAAGCGUCAACAUGAUGGCUACCAAUCCUAAAAAUAUCACAAUACGCCACCAGGGUCAUGCAUCCCAGGGAAAAUGAUAAUAUGGACAUCUAUGAAUUAUGACUAAACAUUCUUUACAUGCCAUGAGGUCACUUAAACGCAGCUGAAAUGUGUUUGAUUAACGCUCACUUUAAUGUAACACCGACACUUGUGUUUCGUAUGCAAUGACAUCAUUAUUGGCUUGUAAAUGGACCUUUUUGCUUCACAAUGUUUAUGCACAGAGAGAAAUAUAUUCACCCGUAUGUACAUACAAAUAUAUUCAUGGAAUGAUGAGUUUAUGUCGGUUUUUAAUUGUAAUCUUGUUUAGGAAGUCAAGUUAGUUUUAGAAUAGGGCUGUCAAAAGUUAAAGGGGAACUGCACUUUUUUUUUUUUUUAUGCAUUCUAACUGCGAGCAAAAGUCCUCAAUGGAGCCCAUAAGAGUCGCUCUAUUCUGCCUAUAAAGCCUUUAAAAACGCAUCCAAACACUUCCAACAACGUUUUAUAUAGACGCUGUGAGUAUAUAAAAAAGUUAAAGUACCAAUGAUUGUCACACACACACUAUAUGUAAUGUAGUUACAGGCACAUUCAUUAUAACAUGUAAUAUUUACCUAUUUUGCUCAUUUUAAGCAUAUGGCGGCGCAUUAAUAAAAAUAAAAAAACGCAUCACGGCGUUCGCUUUUUCCUUCGACAACACCACUGAUUAUUACUCACUAAAGACUUCAUGAGAGACAACAAACAAAAUAAAAUAUCACUUACUUUACAAUGUCUGCUGUCAGUGGAAUGCCGACUGAUGGGUUGAUGAUAUAUACCGUAUUUUUCGGACUAUAAGUCGCAGUUUUUUUCAUAGUUUGGCCGGGCUCCAGUGCGAUUUAUAUAUGUUUUUUUCCUUCUUUAUUAUGCAUUUUCGGCAGGUGCGACUUAUACUCCG